AUGGUGGCAGCUACACUCUCGUCGGUCGAGGUUCACGCGCGAGAGACUGUCCCAGUCCUGUUCGACUUUAUCACCAAGCAGCGCAAUGGUGACUACCUGGGCGAAGCAGUCUCGCAACUCCAGCACUUUUUGCAAGCAGCCACAUUGGCACAGAAAGCCGAUGCAGAUAAUGAGACAGUUGAGGGCACCUUGCUCCACGAUGUCGGUCGCUUUAUUCCGGACGCAGAUGAGAUGCCACCAAUGAUCGCACACGACGGAACUCUUGUCGCGAAAGCGAGCCACAAGGUCCUGGGUGAAAUAUCUCUUCGUCAGUCGGGCGUUAACGAGCAUAUCUGCCAGCUUGUGGGAAGCCGUGUCACCGCAAAGCGAUACUUGACCGCAGUCGAUAACUCCUACCUACUAUGA
Messenger RNA from Lecanosticta acicola, 405 nucleotides. The record is from the annotation of a GenBank genome assembly. NCBI's taxonomy places the organism in Eukaryota, Fungi, Ascomycota, Dothideomycetes, Mycosphaerellales, Mycosphaerellaceae.